AUGGUGGGGGGAAGUGGUGAAGAAAAGGGGCAGAAAUCAGGCUUCAUGGCCCGGCUCAUCACCGUGGCCGCCCCCGGCCGCUCCGGUUUCGCCCGCCUCCAGCUCCGGCUCCGGCUCCGGCCCCGGCCCCCCCCAGCGCCCGGCCCCGGCCCGUCCCCGCCGCCGCCGCCGCCGCCGCCGCCGCUGACAUCAUCGGCUCCCCCCGCCCCGGUCCUACCCCCACCCCCACCCCCGGAAACAGUACCCCCCCAGCGCCGCCGCCGCUGCCGCUGCGAGGAGGCCGGCGCAGCGCAGCCGGCACAGACACCAGGCUCCUGGCUCGGGCUUGUGGCGCCAGCGCGCCCGACGGCCUGCGCCCAGACCGAUCCUGGGAAGGGACCGAGGCCACGCAAGGCCGCCGGACUAGCUGGCAGUCACCCCUACUUCAACCUGCCUGACUUCACGCAGCCAUCACCACCCUCCACUUCGCCCAGUCUCUCAUCGCACCAGCGCUGCCGGCCCUCCGAUGCCACCAAGGGCCUGCUCGUGGCCCUGCUGGGUGGGGGCCUACCUGCUGGCUUUGUGGGCCCUUUCUCCCGUAUGGCUUACCAGGCUUCCCACUUUCCCUCGCUGGAGCUGCUCAUCUGUCGAUGCCUCUUCCACCUCCCCAUUGCCCUGCUACUUAAACUUCGUGGUGACCCCCUCUUAGGACCUCCCGAUGUCCGGGGCCGGGCCUGCCUCCACGCCCUGCUCAACGUCCUCAGCAUCGGAUGUGCCUACAGUGCAGUUCAGGUGGUGCCCGCCGGCAACGCUGCCACCGUCCGCAAAGGUUCUUCCACUGUCUGCUCUGCUCUCCUCGCCCUCUGCCUUGAGAGCCAGCGUCUCAGCGGCUAUGACUGGUGUGGCUUGUUGGGCAGCACUCUGGGACUCAUCAUUAUUGUGGGACCUGGACUAGGGACCCUGCAGGAGGGGACCACGGGCCUCUACACUGCCCUAGGCUAUGUGCUUGCUUUCCUAGGUGGCCUGGCACUGUCACUGGGGCUCCUGGUGUAUCGCUCCCUGGACUUUCCCUCCUGCCUACCAACAGUGGCCUUCCUGUUUGGUUUGGUGGGGCUGGUGGGCUCUGUGCCAGGCCUCUUUAUGCUGCAGACCCCCGUGCUGCCCAAGGAUCCUCUGAGUUGGAGCUGUGUGGGGGCAGUGGGGAUCCUUGCCCUGGUCUCCUUUGUGUGUGUGAGUUAUGCGGUCACUAAGGCCCACCCCGCCCUGGUGUGUGCCGUCCUGCACUCUGAGGUGGUGGUGGCCUUGAUGCUGCAAUACUAUGUGCUCUAUGAGACCGUGGCACCUUCUGACAUCAUGGGGGCAGGGGUCGUUUUGGGCAGCAUUGCCAUUAUCACUGCCCAGAACCUCAGCUGUGAGAGGGAAGGGCAGGUGGAGGAGUGA
Molecule: messenger RNA, 1419 nt
Organism: Budorcas taxicolor (takin)
Lineage: Eukaryota; Metazoa; Chordata; Mammalia; Artiodactyla; Bovidae
Gene: SLC35G6
Product: solute carrier family 35 member G6
Exons: 3
Coding region: 1-1419 (472 amino acids)
Source: RefSeq, a predicted model, not a curated record